UGUGGUUCAAUCUUCUCCAUCCUUACUAAUAUGGCCACAAUUGUUUAAUUUUGCCAUUUUUAAUUAUGUAUCUAUGGUUAAAUUUAGUUUUUUUUUUUAUUUUUAAAUAGUCUUAAAAGGAAUCAACAUUUCGCUUUUCUAUGGUACUAUAUUUCCCGCCUUCGGUGUUACUUGUAUAUUUUGGGUUUCUUCUAAUCUGUGAACUGUAUCUCUGAAUUUAUUAUAUCAAUUUCCUGUUUUCCAGGAAAUUAACAACUAUCGCGUACAACAACUACCCACAAUUGAUAUUUCAAAUAGCUAAAGUUAAAUUGUGGGUAGUAAAUGCUGUGAGCAAAAAAUGGCAGUGUUAGAAAAACUCUACAUUAAAGGCAUUCGAAGUUUUGGGCCAAAUGACGAAGAAAAAGUACGGUUUUCAACACCAUUAACUUUAUUCUUAGGGCAAAAUGGCUGCGGCAAGACCACAAUAAUCGAGUCCUUAAAAUAUGCCCUAACAGGAGAUUUACCUGGUGGAGUAGGUAGUGGUAAUGGCUUUGUUAAUGAUCCUAAACUUUCAAAUAAAAGUUCAACUAAAGGUUAUGUGAAGGUUAGGUUCAGAGACUAUAGGGGUGAUUAUGUUACAGUGGGUAAAUUUGUGGAAGUUCAGGCAAAAAGUGAUGGAAAGUUAACUUUUAAAAGUUCAAAUCCUUCGUUGAGAUGGGAGGAUGGAAAGCAUAUUAAAGAGCCUCAAGAUAUAGCAGGGCGACAUAUAAAUAUAGACGCGUACUGUGCUCAAAAAUUAAAUGUUUCCAAAGCAAUUCUGAAUAAUGUAAUAUUCUGUCAUCAAGAAAAUGCUGCAUGGCCUCUUGAUGAAGGAAAAAAACUGAAAGAAAAAUUUGAUGAGAUUUUUGGUUCAACAGAAUAUAAUAAAUGUGUGGAUAGGCUUAGAAAACAGAUUGGAGGGCAGAGAAACCACAUUAAAGUGAUAAAAGAACAACUUGAAGUUAAAAAACAAUUUAAACAAAAUGUUGACAGAAUUAGGUCGUCUUUAGAGGCACAUGAAGCACAAGUCGAAACAAUUAAAAUAAAUAUUGAUAAAAAAAAAGCAGAAAUUGAGCCUAUGAUGCAACGAAUUCAAGAAAUUUUGGAUCUUGAACAGGUUUUAGGUAGUUUACAAGAGGAAUUAUCUGGAAAGCAAAAUUAUUUGGAAGGUAUUGAUCAGCAUCAGCAGAUAUUAAGGUCACAUUUGGAUGUCGAAUUUGAUGGAACUGACCAGCAGUUGGAGGAAGAACUUGAAAACUUUAAUAAGAGACGGGGAAAUAUUGAAAGAGAUAUAAAAGAAAAAGAGGACAAAAGAGUUCAAUUUGAAGGAAAAAUUGUCGACUUCAAUAAAGAAUUGCAGAGUUUGCAAUUGUAUUUAGGCAAACUAAGUGAAGAAGCCAAUCAGAUUAAAAGCAAAUCCACUGAGAGGGAUGAAUUGAUUGAAAGGUUAAAAGUUAAGGUAAAUCUAGUUUGUGAGGAUGAAGAAUCAUUUGACUCGGUUUUGGAGAAACUGAAGGUUAACAUUAAAAAAUUAGAAGAAGGAUUUUUAAAUAUUGGAAAGGAAAUAGAAGCCGAGGAACAGAAGCUGCAAUAUGCCGUUGAUGAAGUAAGAGACAAAUAUACUAGUUGUAAGGAAAAUAUUUUCUCAAAAGAAAAUAUUAUAAAAGAAAUGUCUGAAUCUAAAAGAAGUUUAAGAGAAAAAUUGUCUCAGCUAAGUACUUCAAAUUCUCAAUUAAAAUUCAUCGAAGAUCAAGUUAGAAAUGUGGAAGAGAAACUAAAGAAGAAAAAAAAAGACUUUGAUGAGUAUCAGCAAAUUCAAGAAAUAGAUGAAUUAAAAGAAGAAAUUCAACGCAAAGAAAAUGCUUUAACUCGAUUGGAAAAGGAGCAUAAAGUCUUGCAACAAAAUUAUGUUAUACAGAGAACCAUUGAUCGACAACAAGCUGAAAUAAUAGACUGGAAGGGAGAGAUUGAAGUUAUAAAUAAAAAACACGAAGACAAUUUUGUAAAAUUGUUCGGCAAUGCAAUUCCAGAGGUCAACUGUGCCAUCAUGCUUCAGGAUAUUCAAAAUAGGGAGGAAACGAAACUAACCAAAUUGCGCAAAACUAUUUCCGAACAUGAGAAGAAAAUAGCAUCAAUUGAAGCUGCUGUAAAGCAUUCAAAAGAGAAUCUAAAAAAUAAUGAGGAAGAAUUGAAAAUAAACCAGAAGAAAAUCCAACGUGUCUGUCAAGGAAAGGAUUUUGCAGAAACGUUACAGGAAUGUUACAACAGAAAGGAGAAACUUCAAAAAGACAAAGGAACAUAUAGAUCAGCCAAAGUUAUGUAUGAAGCAUUCAUUAACGAAUUUGAGAAAGAAGAACCCUGUUGCCCAAUUUGUGAGACCGAUUUUUCAAACAAGAAAGGAUUUACUGCAAACAUCAUCAAAAAGCUCAGGCAUAAAAUUGAGGAAAUACCAAGGAAAUUAGCGUCGAUAGAAGCUGAUCUGAACAAAGAAGAAGAGCUUUAUGGUCAAUUACAGCAAUUGAAGACCGUCCACGAUAAUGUUCAAAUGAUUCAAGAUGGUAAAAUUCCAUUAUUUGAGCAAGAAUUACAAGAAGCGAGAGAAAGGCUAGACGAGACCGCAAUGGAAUUAGCCCUAUUGAAAAGUCAAUUGCAGGAACCGCAGGAAAUCCUUGAAAUAUGUAAGAAAGUAAUAUCCGACGUAACUCUACUAGAUCGCCUAAACUUGGAUCUCGCCAAAAGCGAGGAAUCUGUUGAAUCAUUGAAAUUAGAACUGCUGAAGGUGCCUUCGAAUCGGUCGCUAGAAGAUACCGAAUCCGAAGUGGCAAGCAUUAAGGCUGAACUGUCUAAUCUUAGAAAAAAACAUGAAAAUAUGAAAUCUCUUUUCGAUCAAACAAAGGAGAGCAUUCAGAGUUUAAAUGCUAAUCUCCAAAAUGAAAUUCAAAAGAAGUUGGAAGUCCAAAAAUUAAUGCAGGAAAAGCCGUUGAUUGAAAAGCAAUUGAGUGAGACCAGUAACAAAUUGACCAAAACCAAAGAGGAAAUAGAGUCCUUAAAGAUGGAAGUGUCGUCUUUGAAAACCGAACUUGAAACUGCUCAAAAGAAUCGCGCCCACAUUGUGCAGAAAAAUAAAAAAUUGCUCGAGCAAAAAAGGUUGGACCUCGAGUCGAUUAAACGUGUGUUCGACGACGUUCAGAAAUCGCACAAUAUCAUCAAACGUUACGAAGCCAGCGGAGCCUGCGAGAGGCUGGAAACGACCAAUAGCAAGAUCCAAAAUCAGUUGGAAAAGAUUGCAAAAUUAGAGGAAGCUAAGAGAGUGUUAAACGAAGUAAUUUCAAACAAGAAGCAAGAUAUGGCAGGGGAAGAGAGUAGACUAAGAGCUUUGCAAGACAACAAGGAGUUGCGGGAUUCUAGAAAAAAGAGCGCAAAGAUCGAGUCGGAGAUACAAGAACUUAAAAAGCAAAUCGGCAAUCACAACUACUCCACAGUUUUCAAAGAAAAAAAGCGGCUUGAAAGUAAUAUGGACGCGAAACGCAGGGAAGUCGACAUAAUGUUAGGGGAGCAGGGGCAAAUUCAGGCAAGCAUUAAAGGCUUCAACGCGGAACUGAGCAAACCCGAAAAUAAACACGCCGCAGCAGAAUACUUAAAGAAGUAUUACGAGCUGAGGGUGGAAGAGUUGGCGAUCAGCGAUUUAGAAGUCUAUACUAUUGCUCUAGAAAAAUCCAUCCUCUUGUUCCACAAAGAAAGGAUGAUUCAAAUAAAUAAAACAAUCAGGGAGUUGUGGAGAGCCAUCUACAAGGGCAAUGACAUAGAUUACAUUGAAAUUCAAAAUGAAGAUACUAUCGGCAACACGAGAAAGAGGAGGAAUUACAAUUACAAAGUGGUGGAAGUUAAAAAGGGCGUUCAGUUGGAGAUGCGCGGCAGAUGUAGCGCUGGACAAAAAGUGUUGGCAUGCCUGGUUAUUCGGAUGGCACUGGCGGAAACGUUUAGUGCCAAUUGCGGAAUUUUAGCUCUCGACGAGCCAACAACUAAUCUCGACCAGGAUAAUAUUUCUAGUUUGAGCGACGCGAUAUCUAAAAUCGUCACUGCACGGGAGAAACAAAAGAAUUUUCAGCUGCUGGUCAUUACACAUGACGAAGAGUUUUUGCAGACACUAACUAGGGACCAGAGCACAUCCCACUACUACCGCGUAUCGAGAAAUCCCGACGGCUUUUCUCAAAUCCGUAAAGAAAUCCUGUAAUACUCUUGUUCUUAUUAUAUAAAAUUUCCAUAUUUGAUAUAUACCGUUUGAAUGAUUUUUUGGCAAGAAAAAAUCAAACCCAUAACAUUUUCAAUUAUUGUUUCUGUGGUAUAAUAUUUCAAUUCGACUACGAAAAUAAGCACAUAUAAAUAAUAAAAUCUGUUAGAUACUGUUUUUUAGUACAACUCUUUUUCAUAUUUUAAAUGAAAGUUUCAGUUGGCACAAGGAUAUUAAACAUGUUCAGCGCAAUUUGUUUUCUAGAA
Messenger RNA from Cylas formicarius (sweet potato weevil), 4515 nucleotides. Its product is annotated as DNA repair protein RAD50-like. The transcript is spliced from 4 exons. Gene Ontology annotation, molecular function: single-stranded telomeric DNA binding; G-quadruplex DNA binding; ATP hydrolysis activity. Lineage: Eukaryota; Metazoa; Arthropoda; Insecta; Coleoptera; Brentidae. The record is from RefSeq and is a predicted model, not a curated record. Gene Ontology annotation, biological process: telomere maintenance via recombination; double-strand break repair; telomere maintenance via telomerase. Gene Ontology annotation, cellular component: nucleus; Mre11 complex; condensed nuclear chromosome. The coding region runs from base 338 to 4252 and encodes 1304 amino acids.